AUAACCCAACUUGUCUUAACUAAGUUCGCAAAUUGUCUUCCAAAUUUUCUGGUUUCUUCUUCUUCUAACAUUAUAAUUAUCACUCGUGAUUUACCUUCAACAAGUGUAGAUAUUAGUCAUAAAAAGUAGAUUUGUUGUUUCUGAUUUCCUUGCAAUCUUCUUCGUUUUGGGAAUGACAAAGAUACAUCCGAGCUCUGCCACCGCCGCCAUCACCGGUUCCCCAGCCCCGUCGUUGGUCUCAGAAUCGCCAAAUGCGGCGGUCGUCUUAACGGUGUGGACAAAAUCCCUUCUCUUCAAUUGUAAUGGUUUUACGGUAUAUGACUGCAAGGGCAAUAUUGUCUAUCGGGUUGAUAAUUACGUCGCCGGUAACAAGGGUGAGAUUGUCCUCAUGGACGCCGCCGGCAAGUCUCUUCUCUCCAUUCGACGCAAGAGGUUGAGUCUGGGCGAUAAUUGGACGGUUUUCGACGGAGACACGACGGUGAAUCCGCGAUUCAGCGUAAAAAAGCAGGCGAACAUCCUAAACACGAGGUGUUUGGCGCGCGUGAUGAGUCCCGGCAGAGGCGGCAGUGGAUCUCCCAAGAGCAGUAGCCCGUCGUCAACAUUGUACGAGAUUGAGGGAUCGUAUCCACAACGGUGCUGCGUCGUGUACGACCACAAGAGACAGAAAGUGGCGGAGAUAAGACGGAAGGAGGCGGCGAUCGGCGGAGUUUCUUUGGGAGGGGACGUCUUCCGCCUUGUGGUGGAGCCUCAGUUCGAUACGUCCGUCGCCAUGUCCCUUGUUAUCCUGCUCGAUCAGAUGUUUGGUCGGUCAUCUUCUUUUAGGCGUUGAUUUCAAGGGUCGAUCUUUUCAAGGGUCGAUCUUGAUCUCCAUUACACAGAGUUUUAGUUUGACACGAGAAAAUUAGUACACUGAUCUUCCGAUUUGACUACCUUUACCCUCAGGUAGCCAUUAUUAGGGGAUGCAGAAAAAGCUGCGACUUAUUAGUUUUCUCACGUUUUUUCCAACCGCAAAUUGGGUUGUAUAUACAAAAAACUAAAAAUUCAAAAAAAGAAAAAGAAUACAUAACAGGUUUGGGUAUACUGAUCAUCUGGACUGUACCGGUGUGUGGGGAUGACUUCCCACUUUUUUUUUUUCCCCUUUUAACAUUCGAUGUAUGUCGAUCCAGAUUUUGUUGAAUGAAAUUAGCUACUCUAUUUACCAA
Molecule: messenger RNA, 1202 nt
Organism: Humulus lupulus (European hop)
Lineage: Eukaryota; Viridiplantae; Streptophyta; Magnoliopsida; Rosales; Cannabaceae
Product: protein LURP-one-related 8
Exons: 2
Coding region: 173-829 (218 amino acids)
Source: RefSeq, a predicted model, not a curated record